UUUUGUGCCUCAGUUAAGGAAAAGAUCUGCCAGGUUUUGGUGGAAUGGAGCACACUAAAGGCAGCAACAAUGGUGGUUAUGGAGCUAACCCUCCUCCAUACAAUCCUCAGGACUAUGGACACAGUUCUUACACAGGGAUGAGCUAUCAGGUAGGGGACGGGAACGUUGCAGUGGUCUCCCCUCCUGGCAACUAUGAUAACAUGGUCCACCCUGAGGAACUGACAGCAGCUGGAGGCAACCAGCAGUACGGUCACGCUCCACCUGACUACUCUCAGGGCAUAGAGGAUAGCAGCUUCAGUGAUGCUGCCAUACGAAGAGGUUUCAUAAGGAAAGUCUACUUGACGUUGAUGAUUCAGCUGCUUGUGACUGUCGGGAUCAUCUGCACUUUUCUUUACUGGAACGAUCUCAGGAUAUGGGCAUGGGACAACUUCUGGUUCACCUACGCCAUGAUGGGAGUGGUGACAGUGCUCAUUGUGGUCUUGUCCUGCUGUGACAACAUCCGCCGUCGAGUCCCCCUCAAUUUCAUCGCCCUGGGCCUGUUUACUGUUGCAGAGGGCCUGAUGCUUGGCGCUGUGGCAGCGUGCUUUGAUGCCGAAGCAGUUCUGUGGGCUGUGGGGGCAACAGCGCUGGUGUCCUUCGCCUUGACUCUGUUUGCUAUGCAGUCAAAGUGGGACUUCACCGGAGCAAAUGGGAGCCUGUGGGUGUUUGCCUGGACCGUCUUUUCAUUUGCAAUGCUUUGUGCAAUCCUCCGAUCGCAGUAUCUUUACAUCCUGUACGCCUGCCUGGGAACCUUGCUGUUUUCUUUAUAUUUGGUGUUUGAUACCCAACUUAUCCUGGGUGGGAAGCACAGGAAGUAUGCAGUCUCUCCUGAGGAGUAUGUGUUUGCUGCACUCAACCUCUAUUUGGACAUUGUCUCCUUGUUCCUCCUGCUGCUGCAGCUCAUCGGGCUCUGCCGCUAACACUGAACCUCCAUGACAGGUCUCCCUACAGAAACACAGACGCUCCUCAAAUGAUGUCUCAAUGUCAAACUGUUCAGUACAUCAUGUAUCUAGAUUCACAGCCCACAAACAUCAUAUUUACAUAAGCAGAGAUGAAUGUGAUGUGUUUUGUUUGUAUACACAGCAAUAUGCAGUGUACAAAAUGUUUUGCUAUAUUUGAGAUUUUUAUACCACACUAGCAUGCAUUUUUACCUAUAACUUAUAAUUCAUGUGCUUAGCUUUAACUCAACUGCUAUUUUCAAUUUUCUGUGGCAGGAAACUGAAACUUUAAAGUAAAUUCAAAGUGUCGGAACAAUUACUAGUACUUUGCAGUAAUAUUAUCAUGUGCAAAGUAGUUCAGACAUCCUGUGAUCUGUGCAACAUUUAGACAGUUUUGCUGUUAAGAUCACAUUGUCAUUUGUUCUGUAGUUAAACCAGAAACCAAACCAACUCCA
Morone saxatilis (striped sea-bass) is the source of this 1432-nucleotide messenger RNA. RefSeq lists its product as uncharacterized. The coding region runs from base 45 to 959 and encodes 304 amino acids. The record is from RefSeq and is a predicted model, not a curated record. The transcript is spliced from 10 exons. NCBI's taxonomy places the organism in Eukaryota, Metazoa, Chordata, Actinopteri, Moronidae. Gene Ontology annotation, cellular component: membrane.